Molecule: messenger RNA, 417 nt
Organism: Oppiella nova
Lineage: Eukaryota; Metazoa; Arthropoda; Arachnida; Sarcoptiformes; Oppiidae
Source: the annotation of a GenBank genome assembly
AUGCCAUCACUUAUUGCGGGCAAAGGGAGCCUCUGGUGCGUGGAUCCCGACCUCCGGCCCAACCUAUUGCAAGCCGUACGCCGCACGCCGGCCCACAUCUACCCGUACAUGUCGUUAGCCAAGACUAAUGCGGUUGUAUCGCCGCCCAGAAUACAACUGUCCAGUCAUAGCAAUAACUCUUCGCAACCUAGCGUUAAGAAAGCGUUAUCCUCGGAACGCGUCCAAUCGGUGGUCAAUAUUCCAUCGCCUAAUUUGUUCCCAUUUUUGUCCAGAAGACUGUUGAUCCCCAUCACGAAGAUUAUCAAAAAAGAGAAGGAGACGGACGCCGCGGUCUCGAUGCUGACCCUCCAGUCCAACGUCAACAACACCGGCAAUACCGGCGCCGCCGUUCGCGAUAAGUACGGGAACCGGCGUUUU